UGUGAAGUUAAACACAGAGGGGAAAGGAAUACCAGCACAGAAGCCUCUGUACAAACAAACACACAUAUGGCCUUGGAACAACCACACAGGACCUUUGGAAAGGUCACCACUGUCUUUGCAACCAAGCUCAAGUCUUUCAGCUUUGUACCGCUUCUGAAAAGAUUGCCUAUAGAGUACAGGGUUACAGCAACCUUGAAAAAGGCACUUCAGACAAGCACGCUAAACAAGACACAAGAGCCAGAGGACUCUGAAGAGAUCAUGGCCGAUGAGGGAGUUUACAAGGCUGAGGUUAUUUACAUCCAAGAUCCCGAGGAGGGCAAGCUUGGAGAAAUGUUCAAGAACACCAGUCAAAGUGAGACUCAGCCAACUGACAACUUAGCCCUUGACCAACCCACCACCCUACCUGGGCCUCACACGGAAUUUGGUAGCAUAACCCCCAAGCCUAACCUUGCCACCAUGGAAACCAUUGAUAAAAAACACCCUAGCAUUCCUCAUCUACGCUUAAACAACACUUCAGCUGGUUCUGAGGUCAGCUCAGGUCAGUUUUUAAAUAGCAUAUCCCAGAGAGAGGAAGUCCUGAGCCCUGCCAGCUCGAUGGAUUUUCUCACCUCCCCAGCAUCCUCUAAAGAGUCUAUUCUCUCUGAGGACUGGGACAGGGAGAGGAGCUGGCCAGCACUCCACAUGUUGUCAACCGAUGGUUCUCCUGUGUCCCUUAGUCGCACAAUCUCCCCGUGUUCUUCCGUAACAUCAGGAGCCUUUAUGCCCUCAGUGGUGAGAAUCAAGAGGCACGCCUUAGCUCCGGGCUCCAGUUUGAUGUCGUCUGCUUGUGGAACACCCUGCUGUGGCAGUCAGUCGACUUCACCGUGUCCCCUGUCUCCCAUUGCUCGACACAGGCCUCCACCAACCCAGCUUUCCCUGUUAACGGCCAUUCUCAGGAAUGGCCAUCUACCAGUCCUGUCUUCUGCUUUACAGAGACCCUACACCCCCUGCUGGCCCAUCAGUCCAGUUAACAGGUCAUCCUUUUUAGCAUGUUCAGCUGCCUCUGACAUUGCACCCAUGAAUGUGUCCAAAGCAAAGUCAUGUUCCCCCAUAUAUAUACCCUCUAGUGAGUCUUGCCAGAAUUCAAAGCCACAACCUCUGAAACCAGACCUCAGUUCUUUGUCAAUGUCAUUAUUAGCCAAGGCACCUGAUGAAAUCCUGCUGAAACCACAUAAAAGACUUGACUCUUGGCUACAUGUCACCAGUAGUAGUAUUGUCUUACCUACAAAACACAGCCCUUUGACUUCACCAAGCUUACCAACAUUCAAAGCUGCCCCUGCUCACCUGUCAAAAUCAGGUCACAAGGACAAUCAUUUGCCAACAGUUCCUAUCCCACUUUCGUGUACCUACUUCUCCAGCAUAAGGUCCUUGUCUCCUAAAUCAAGCUCUAUGUCCUGUUGCAGCCCUGAGAAUACAUCAGUGUCAGGUGAUCACAAGGCUUCUAUGGAUCCAAACAAGUCUUUUGCAAUCUUAAAGCUUCAUGAUGAACCAAAAUCGGAAAUUGAUUCCUUAGAGCCAAAACAGGGUCAGAAGUCAUUUGAUCUCUCUGCUGAGCAAUCUCUGAAACAUACAGGAAAGUCUUCUGACUAUUUAACCUCACUGAUACCAAAACCUGCACAGAAUUCAUGUAAAUCCUCUUUUCCUACUCUAAAAUGCACUUUAGAAUCAUGUGAUAACUCCACAUCACCAGUUUUAAGCCACACAGAGAAAAAAUCAGGUACUUUCCUCCAAAAUGGCAACAAAAGCGAUGUCGAAAGAGUGCACCUGUCAUCCCCGGCUUUUACACUUUCUCCCUCUCCCAAACCUGUGGGUCUCACCUGUCUGUCCUUCACACCUCCAGCCUCUCCUGCUUGUCCCUCAGCCUACCCAAACUCCCGGUCCUCCACCCCAGAGCGCUGCACUCUUUCCCCCUCCCCGGCGGCCCCGAGCCGUCAGCUCUCCCCAUCAUCCUCAUACUCCCUCUGUUCAUCACCCUCUCUUUCCCUCUGGGGCAGCACACCAGACUGUGCAGACAGGGACAGUAAAAACAGAAAGACAUACAAGAUAAAAUCCACCUACAAGGCCCUUGCUGCUAUUCCUACAAAUAUACGCUACUCCAGGAACAGCAGGCCAUAGAUGAUGAGGUCAACAAGAAAGAAGCAUCGCUUCACCUCACGGACAACUACGCAUGGGAGGACCCACAUUCAGAGAUGUGCUCACCGGCGCAGCUUCGUCAGCAGUCUGCAGAAUUGUACGCCACCAUCGAUGAAGUCCUAG
Molecule: messenger RNA, 2295 nt
Organism: Myxocyprinus asiaticus (Chinese sucker)
Lineage: Eukaryota; Metazoa; Chordata; Actinopteri; Cypriniformes; Catostomidae
Product: muscular LMNA-interacting protein-like
Exons: 7
Coding region: 67-2154 (695 amino acids)
Biological process (GO): negative regulation of transcription by RNA polymerase II
Cellular component (GO): PML body; nuclear envelope; sarcolemma
Molecular function (GO): lamin binding; transcription corepressor activity
Source: RefSeq, a predicted model, not a curated record